Wyeomyia smithii (pitcher-plant mosquito) is the source of this 773-nucleotide messenger RNA. RefSeq names its product protein Rae1 (gene Rae1). Gene Ontology annotation, cellular component: nuclear pore. The annotation marks the transcript as partial. Gene Ontology annotation, biological process: transcription-dependent tethering of RNA polymerase II gene DNA at nuclear periphery; RNA export from nucleus. The record is from RefSeq and is a predicted model, not a curated record. Gene Ontology annotation, molecular function: RNA binding; ubiquitin binding. The transcript has a single exon. Lineage: Eukaryota; Metazoa; Arthropoda; Insecta; Diptera; Culicidae.
GGAACCAAUUAUACGUGUUUGAUGACUGGAUCAUGGGAUAAAACGCUCAAGUUUUGGGACACGCGAACACCUCAACCGAUGAUGUCCAUUCAAUUGCCGGAACGGUGUUAUUGUGCUGAUGUAGAUUACCCAAUGGCCGUAGUUGGAACUGCCGGUCGACACGUAUUGAUCUAUUCACUGGAAAACAAACCUACUCAAUAUAAGCAACAGGAAAGCCCUCUUAAGUACCAACAUCGUACCGUUUCGAUCUUCCGGGACAAGAAGAAAGUUCCCACUGGGUAUGCGUUGGGUUCAAUCGAAGGACGAGUGGCAAUCCAGUAUGUUAAUCCUAUAAAUCCAAAGGAUAACUUCACCUUCAAAUGUCACCGGUCAAACGGUUCGAACGGCUAUCAGGACAUUUACGCAGUCAACGAUAUAGCUUUCCACCCAAUUCACGGUACCCUUGCGACGGUCGGUUCCGAUGGAACCUUUAGCUUCUGGGACAAAGACGCUAGGACUAAGCUUAAGUCAUCGGACACCAUGGAUCAAUCUAUAACGAAGUGUUGUUUCAACGCGAACGGACAAAUAUUCGCCUACACCGUCGGAUAUGACUGGUCCAAGGGUCACGAGUACAACAAUCUGCAGAAAAAGACCUACAUUUUCUUGCGUUCGUGCUACGAAGAGUUGAAACCACGAGCAACCAACUAAAACUAUGCUCUAGAAUUCAGUCAUCAUUGUUAAAGAUAAAGUAGCAGUGAAUUCCCUAUUUGCUAGCAUUAAACAUUUCCAAAUUA